Messenger RNA from Aspergillus mulundensis, 2049 nucleotides. Its product is annotated as putative nuclear localization protein. Bases 1 to 2049 code for a protein of 682 amino acids. The record is from RefSeq and is a predicted model, not a curated record. The transcript has 3 exons. Gene Ontology annotation, cellular component: nucleus. Gene Ontology annotation, molecular function: chromatin DNA binding. NCBI's taxonomy places the organism in Eukaryota, Fungi, Ascomycota, Eurotiomycetes, Eurotiales, Aspergillaceae.
AUGAAUGGGAUCGGAGGCGAUCUUGUUGAUGGCUCGGGCACCAUCAAUCCUGCUGCUCUGAAUAACACUAAUGUUUCAGUUGUUCUCCCAACACCGCCUUAUGGAGCAGCAGAUCCUAGUACAACCCCUCGCGGCAUCAAGCGCGCCCGCACGCCGGAACAGCGCGGAAUCUCUCGCGAUGGGGACCAGGAUGACGUAAUAGACGAGCAAGGCCGUCGGAAACGUGGCCGACCGCCAAAGACCCCCCGUCCAUCUACCAGUGACUCCUCAGUCAACCCCCAGUUGCAGACUCCUCAAAUGCAGCCGCAACAAUUGCAUGGAUCUCCCACCAACACCUCACCUCCGUUGGCCUCGCCUCCCGAGAAGACAACCCCGUCGAAAGCGCCCUUGGUCAAGGCUCUCCCGACCGUGAGGGACCACACUACCGAUCAACUGAACGAGGCGCGCGACGAAUAUAUCCCCAAAGAGUUCGACGACGCAGGCGAGAAAAAGGUGGACGCGAAUGGCAACCUGCAGGGUGACCGCGAAUACAGGUGUAGGACGUUCACCGUGCCACUGCGGGGAAAGAAAUUGUUCAUGCUGGCUACGGAGUGCGCGCGCGUCCUGUCAUACAGGGAUUCGUACCUGCUCUUCAACAAGAACCGAUCGCUGCACAAGAUUAUCGCCACGCAAAUUGAGAAAGACGAUCUCAUCCAGCAGGAUAUUCUUCCGUAUUCCUACCGCUCACGUCAGAUCGCCAUCGUCUCGGCGCGUUCCAUGUUUCGUCAGUUCGGCAGCCGAGUCAUUGUGAACGGGCGGCGCGUGCGUGAUGAUUAUUGGGAGAGCAAGGCUCGCAAGCAGGGAUUUACCGAGGACGACCUGGCCGGUGAGAAACGCCCAGGCGGCGCCAAGGCCCGCGAGGCUGCGGCCGAAGCAGCAAAUGCUGCCAACCUGCUGCCAACUCUGGCACAUGGCGAUGUGAUCUACAGCAACGCUCUGGAAACCGUACCCAGCAAUCUGUCGCUAGGAUCGGGCGCUUCCAUGUCGCAGCCGCUUCCGAUGAUUCAUAUGGCCACCACCUCAGAUGACCCACGUCUGCGGGAGUACAACAGCAUGCCUCGGCCCCGGCAAGAGCUGACCGGCCAGCCGUACCAGGACAAGUUGCAGCCUAGCACUGCCGCUGAGAUUCUUAAUCAGGCCACGCACACGGCAGACUUCAACAAGAUCUUGACCAAUCAGCGAAACUUCCGCCAGAAAGGACUCGAUGAGUUUUACGCCAAGCAACGUGAAGCUCCCGUAUCGGCGGCGCAGUCCCAGCCUGAACCCACCACAUCUGUUGCUCACACUAUGCAGUCGCCGCGGCUUUCAGCAGCCGGCGUUCUGAGCUCAACUCCGGCACAGCCGAGCAUGAUGCCGCAGGCUCCAAUGAUGCCCAGCCAAGCCGGGUUCCAGCCGCCAGCGAUGCAUCAGCAGCCUCCAGUGGCGCAGUCUCCGAUUCGCGCUAUGCCUCCGGUUCGUCCUGAGCUCAUGCACCAACGGUCCAACCCGGCUCUGGCGCCGCAGGCUGGGCCAUACGGAUAUCCUCCGCAGCAACAGCAGAUGUGGGGCCAGCCACCCCCUCAACCUCAGGCUUCCCCUCUACCCUCCAAUCCCCAGGGAAUACCCCAGUAUCCGACCCAAAUGCAGCAGCCGGGGUCACAGCCGCAAUCCCAACAUCAACAAUCGCCUUCUCCUCUCACCCACAACCUACCGCAGCAACAUCCAUCACAGUCUCCUCGUAACCAAGUUCGCCCAGGGGUGCCGCAGAUGCCGCAGUCUUUUGCCAUGCCUCACGCUCAGACACCUCAGCAGCAGCCCAUGGCCUCGAUGGGCUUCCCUGGUGGCGGUCCGUACCCUACGAUGGCUCCACGAAGCAUGUAUCCGUCGCAGCACGGCCCAGCCGGCCAGCCCUUCAUGCCGGGAACCCCUCAGCAACCGGGAAUGGGCAUGCAAAUGAACCCAGCUAUUCCAGGCUGGCCUGGUCAGCAGAUGCAACCUGGUCACCCACAGCCUGGCUGGUCUACAUACUGA